This is a messenger RNA of Sorex araneus (European shrew), 2408 nucleotides long. RefSeq names its product SRY-box transcription factor 8 (gene SOX8). Gene Ontology annotation, biological process: negative regulation of transcription by RNA polymerase II; neural crest cell development; peripheral nervous system development. Gene Ontology annotation, cellular component: nucleus. Lineage: Eukaryota; Metazoa; Chordata; Mammalia; Eulipotyphla; Soricidae. The record is from RefSeq and is a predicted model, not a curated record. The transcript is spliced from 3 exons. Gene Ontology annotation, molecular function: DNA-binding transcription factor activity, RNA polymerase II-specific; RNA polymerase II cis-regulatory region sequence-specific DNA binding. The coding region runs from base 190 to 1557 and encodes 455 amino acids.
GCGGCGGCCAGGAGCGGAGAGCGGCCCUGCGGGGGGCGGCGGCCGGGACCCGAGAGCGGCCGUGCGGGGGGCGGCGGCGGCCGGGACCCGAGAGCGGCCGUGCGGGGGGCGGCGGCCGGGACCCGAGAGCGGCCGCGCGACCCCCGGCGCCGGGCCCCGCGUCCCGCCGGGCGGCCCCGCCGCAGCCCCAUGAGGAGCACGGGCGAGGCCCGCGCCCCGCCGCCCUGCAGCCCCGCGGGCACCGCCAGCUCCAUGUCGCACGUGGAGGACUCGGACUCGGACGCGCCGCCGUCGCCCGCGGGCUCCGAGGGUCCCGGGCGCGCGGCGGGCGCGGGGGGCGGCGGGCGCGCGGCGGCGGCCGAGGCCGACGAGCGCUUCCCCGCCUGCAUCCGCGACGCCGUGUCGCAGGUGCUGCGCGGCUACGACUGGAGCCUGGUGCCGCUGCCCGUGCGCGGCGGCGGCGGCGCGCUCAAGGCCAAGCCGCACGUCAAGCGGCCCAUGAACGCCUUCAUGGUGUGGGCGCAGGCGGCGCGCCGCAAGCUGGCCGACCAGUACCCGCACCUGCACAACGCUGAGCUCAGCAAGACACUGGGCAAGCUGUGGCGCUUGCUGAGUGAGAGUGAGAAGCGGCCCUUCGUGGAGGAGGCUGAGCGGCUGCGGGUCCAGCACAAGAAAGACCAUCCAGACUACAAGUACCAGCCAAGGCGCAGGAAGAACGUCAAGGCCGGCCAGAGUGACUCGGACUCCAGCGCCGAGCUGGGCCACCACCCUGCAGGGGCUGGCUACAAGGCCGACGUGGAUGCACACAGCCGCAGCAGCCUCACGGGGCAGACCCACGGGCCGCCUACCCCGCCUACCACACCCAAGACCGACGGGCACCCGGCCGCCAUGCAGGACCUGAAGCCCGAGGGGCGCCGCCUGCUGGACAGCAGCCGCCAUAACAUCGACUUCAGCAACCUGGACAUCUCCGACCUGAGCAGUGAGGUCAUUGGCAACAUGGACGCCUUCGACGUGCGAGAGUUCGACCAGUACCUGCCGCUGCAUGGCCACGCGGCCCCACCCGCAGAGUCUGGCCCGCCCGCCGGUCCCGGCUCCUAUGGGGCCCCCGCCUACCCCCACUCUGGGGUGACCGGUCUUGGGGUGUCCCCCGCCUGGGCGCACAAGGGAACCCCAUCAGCAUCCCCCACUGAGCCCCCGCGGCCUCACAUCAAGACGGAGCAGCUGAGCCCUGGCCACUACAGCGAGCAGCCCCACGGCUCUCCAGGCCGGUCCGACUUUGGCGCCUAUAGUGCCCAGGCCAGUGUCACCACGGCCCCCUCUGCUGCUGCGGCUACCGGCUCUUUUGGCAGCUCACAGUGUGACUACACCGACCUGCAAGCUCCCAGCUACUAUGGCCCGUACCCUGGCUACCCGUCCAGCCUCUACCAGUACCCCUACUUCCACUCGUCCCGCCGGCCCUACGCCUCGCCUCUGCUCGGUGGCCUGUCUGUGGCGCCUGCACACAGCCCCCCCAGUAACUGGGAGCAGCCUGUCUACACCACCCUGACCAGACCCUGAGUCUGCCAGAGCCUGUGGGGGCCAGCCUGGGCCAGGAGCAUGAGUGCAGGGCGGUGCCAGCCUUGGGCACCCUGAGGCAGCAAGCUUGUCUCUUUGCUUCCAGCUCCCCAGUUCCCAGACAGCCCUUCCCCAUGGCACCCCGGCAAUGACUGUGACUCCAAACGCAGUGUGUGGCCCUGGGCCCUGGACACAGCCACACAGCGUCCCCAGAGGGAAGAGCACGGUGGUCCCCGGACCCCAGGCUCCCUGCAGAACUCUCAGCAGCGCCCAGACCAGCCCGCUCGUUGAGUGCUUGGCCGUGCGUCACACGUGCUCUCGUGCUGUUUCGUCAUGUUUAUUUUUGAGGCUUAAAUGUGUUUGAUUUGUUUUGAAAGCUGUUAAAAUGUAUUUAUGUUCUGUGUUAUUUUAUCUUUAAUUAAGGAAGUAAUUUGUGAGGAGAGUAGCAUUUAAGACAGAAAAUGCCCAAGAGGAGAUGAAGGCUGGGGCAGGGGGUUUGGAAUGCGGGAGCAGGGAGCAGGGUCCCAGUUGGGGUGUGCCUGGCCCCGGUCAGUGGAGGCUUAGGGAGAGGGUGCUGUCCUGGCUGGAGCAGACAGAGCCCCUUCUCUGGGCGCCUCACCCCACAGGCCGACUGAACCCGACCACCUCAUGGAAACUGUGCCUUUAAAACUUUGUACGUGUAAAGCUAUUGAGGAGUUGCUUCUUUUUACUUUUUCUACUUUUUCUAGAAAAGACGUUUUGGCAUAUGUCUGUCCGUGCCGGACUGGCGCUCACCUUCCGCUUCCCCUUUCUGACCGAGCAGCUAACUUUUGUACAGCGCGAUUGAUCAGAUUAAACACAGGCCUUUGACCAUG